AUGAAGGGUGGUGGGGGCCCACCAACUAGUAGAUUAGACUGUACUCCCCAGGUCCCUUGUUCUCUCUUUGCUCUUUCUCUUUGUGUUGUCUUUUGGGAAGAGGUCGUUAUUCUGCAAUUUUUUUUUUCCUUUUAUUCUCUUCUCAACCUCUAUUUUUUUUUUUUUGUCGUCCCCUUUCUCCGCUUUCAAUUUGCAUUGUUUUCUUUCAUUUGGCUUCUUGAUUCCUUUUGUCUUCUUUCUCACUUUUUCUUUAUUUUUUUUAUACUUUUAAACACACCCGCCUAUUUAUUCUUUUACUAUCCUUUUCAAAUAUUCUUUUUCUUUCUGUGUCUUUUUUCUCUGCCCCUCCCCCAAACUAUCACUGUUCUUUUUUUCAUACAUACAUUUUCUUUCUACUUAGCUUCUAAUUAUUUUUCUCAUUUAAACUUGCCUUCUUUUUUAUUCUCUUUUUUCUAUCACACUUUUAUUCCUUAUUCUUACCAGCCUUUUUAA
Molecule: messenger RNA, 492 nt
Organism: Acanthosepion pharaonis
Lineage: Eukaryota; Metazoa; Mollusca; Cephalopoda; Sepiida; Sepiidae
Source: the annotation of a GenBank genome assembly